Messenger RNA from Musca vetustissima, 1648 nucleotides. Its product is annotated as putative GTP-binding protein 6. Gene Ontology annotation, molecular function: ribosome binding; GTP binding. The record is from RefSeq and is a predicted model, not a curated record. Gene Ontology annotation, cellular component: cytoplasm. NCBI's taxonomy places the organism in Eukaryota, Metazoa, Arthropoda, Insecta, Diptera, Muscidae. The transcript is spliced from 3 exons. The coding region runs from base 1 to 1626 and encodes 541 amino acids.
AUGCUACUAAAACAAUUGGCUACCAGAUUAUUACCCUUGAGAUCGAUUCCGAUACAACGUGUUUUGUUUAAUCGUCAUAGCAACAACUACAUUCCCAUUGCUGGGGUCUUGCAACAAUCGUCGGUACGUUUGAAAUAUACCCAAAAUAAAGGUGUCAAGGGUAUACGCAAUCGUAAAAGCCAAUUUGAAUCGAAUACCAAUCAACAAGAUGUGGAUAGUGAGGAGCAAGAGCACGAGGAAUUUGGUCAUUCUUUGAAUUUGGAAGAUAGUGAAUAUGAUCUAGUGGCCAAUGGUGCUAUGCGUGUAACACGAAAAUCAACUCAACCUCAAAAUGUACUCGUAAUCCAACCAUAUGUUAAAUGGUCCGUAAAACGUACCUCCAACAUUACACCCGAAGAUCAAAUACAAGAAGCUGAAGCCUUAAUACAUUCAAUUACCAAUUGGCGUGUGACCAUGUCCAUAAAAGUUCCUCUGGAAUCACUGGAACGGAAAACAUUAUUUGGUAAAGGUAAAAUGGAAGAGUUAAAGACCAUUGUCAAUGAAUUGCGUUACAAUAAAAGUCACCAGCAACAACCACUCACCUGUAUAUUUGUUAGUAAGGGGACAUUAAGUUUUGCACAAAAAUCACUUUUGGAAACGACAUUCAAAUUGCCUGUGAUGGAUCGUUAUUCGGUGGUAAUACAAAUUUUACGUCUACAUGCAACUAGCGCUGAGGCUCGUCUGCAGGUGGCAAUGGCUGAAAUACCAUAUAUUUGGGGUCAAGCCAAGGAUUACAAUACAUCGAAAUCGACAAAACUUGGCUAUUCGCUGACAGAUACACAACGUGACAUUUUGAAAAGUCGCGAGAAGAAAUUAAAGGUUGAACUGGAGCGUAUAAGGACGCAUAGGAAACUUUUACGCAAUAAACGCAGACAAAAUAACUAUCCAAUCAUUGCCGUUGUGGGCUAUACAAAUGCUGGCAAAACAUCUUUGAUUAAGGCCCUGACCCAAGAACAAACCAUAGAGCCCAGAGAUCAGUUAUUUGCCACCCUAGAUGUAACAGCCCAUGCUGGCAAAUUACCAUGUAAUUUGGAAGUGAUUUAUAUGGACACGGUUGGUUUCAUGUCCGAUCUACCCACUGGCCUAAUUGAAUGUUUUGUGGCCACCCUCGAGGAUGCAAUGUUGGCCGAUGUUAUUCUACACAUACACGAUGUAUCGCACAAUUGUUAUGACUCACAAAAACAACACGUUGAACAAACUCUCAAAAGUUUAACAGAUAAUUUCAUUGCAUCGGGCGGGGAGGAUCAAGUUACGCUGCCAAAAAUUAUUAAUGUUGGUAAUAAACUUGAUUUGUUGGAGGCCAAGAACAAGAAAAUUGACAACUUUGAAGGUUUUCUGGUCUCGGCCAAGCAACAAAACGGUUUAGCGCCCUUACUUGAAGAAAUUGAAAAUCAAGUUUUGAAAACAACACAACGUAAAAAAAUGACAAUACGUGUGCCCAAUGGUGGACGCGAAAUGUCUUGGCUAUAUAAAAAUGCAGCUGUGGUCAAGGUCAGUGCCGAUGAAAACGAUGCUCAAAAUCUGUUAAUGAAUAUUAUAAUAAAAGAAAGUGUUUUACAACAGUUUAAAAAACAAUUUUGCAAAUAAAUACAAUUUAUUUAAGAUCAUU